AUGAAAUUCCUUACUUUUACUGCUGCCUCCAUUCUUGGUGCGGCUUUUAAAGCACGUGUAUCUUCGCAGCAACAUACAGCUGAGUGUCGCACAAACGCCGUGCUUGACACAAAGUUCAAACCACUUGCAUUGGGUGAGGUUAUCAACUUAGCCGAAGAUGUCGCCAUCUUCCGCUUCCUUCUGCCUCGUGUCGAUGACACUUUUGAUCUUGUACCAUGCAGUACUCUACAAGCCUGUCUUAAGGAGGGUGCCAACAUUGUGGACCAGCCGAUGCGGUCAUACACGCCCAUAACCCCCAAUGGAACAAUGGGUUACUUUGACCUUCUCGUUAAGAAACAACCCCGUGGUCGCUUCACGGAACAUCUGUUCUCCAUGAAUGUUGGAGACACGCUUCUCUUUCGGGUUGUUCAAUACAAGUUGCAAUACAAGAAGAACCGAUGGGCUGAGGUGGGACUGAUUGGUGGUGGCACUGGAAUAUGUCCGCUCCUACAAUUCAUGAACGCUUCGCUCGACACCCCUGGCGACAAGACCAAACUUUCACUUCUAUUUGCCAACAGGUCCGAGAACAAAAUCCUCCUCAAAGGAAUGCUAGACGGCACGGCAAAAAAACAUGCUGACCGCCUUAGUGUUCAUUACACCGUGGAUAUGUUGGAGAAUCCGCAAAGUGACUAUAAUGGUUAUAUUGGAUACAUCACGCCGCAGAUGAUAAAAGAAACUAUGCCUGAACCAGCGGAUAAUAACCUCGUGUUAGUUUGUGGCCCGGACCCAAUGAUGACGAAGGUGGUUGGCUCUUCGCCCAAUGUGCUCAAGGCAAUGAGCGGUGGUCUUGCGUACCAACCAACGGGAACAGUACUUAACAACGCCCCUGACGUCGGUGGCAUCUUGGGAGAUAUGGGUUAUACAAAAGAUCACGUCUAUCGUUUCUAA
Trypanosoma brucei brucei TREU927 is the source of this 927-nucleotide messenger RNA. RefSeq names its product NADH-cytochrome b5 reductase, putative. The transcript has a single exon. The coding region runs from base 1 to 927 and encodes 308 amino acids. Gene Ontology annotation, molecular function: cytochrome-b5 reductase activity, acting on NAD(P)H. The record is from RefSeq and is a predicted model, not a curated record. NCBI's taxonomy places the organism in Eukaryota, Euglenozoa, Kinetoplastea, Trypanosomatida, Trypanosomatidae.